Messenger RNA from Clupea harengus (Atlantic herring), 5652 nucleotides. It is a transcript of the gene mef2ab, whose product is annotated as myocyte enhancer factor 2ab. Gene Ontology annotation, biological process: cell differentiation; positive regulation of transcription by RNA polymerase II. The record is from RefSeq and is a predicted model, not a curated record. Lineage: Eukaryota; Metazoa; Chordata; Actinopteri; Clupeiformes; Clupeidae. Gene Ontology annotation, molecular function: histone deacetylase binding; protein dimerization activity; RNA polymerase II cis-regulatory region sequence-specific DNA binding.
AAAAGUACAGUUGUUUUAGACGACGCUGAAUUCUCUAUAUGGGUGAAGGUAGUAGUGCAGAUUUUUGACUGAUUUUAGAAGCAUCUCCAAAAUAAGUUAAAAGUGGAAUCCUUUUGGGUGUUUUUUCAAAGUUAGAUAUUUUGAGAACCCUUGGCAACCUAGAAGUACUGAGACACGACCUUGCCAAAAGCUUCAUAUUUUAAUGAUCCCAUCAUAGAUAGUGGCCUUAGAAGAAGUGGAGCAGUUCAGCAAAUCUAAUAAAUUACAGUGCACAUGGACCUGAAGAAUGAAACGUAACCUUUAAGAGUAUUGCUUUUGGAUGACUUCAUGGUAGAUUCAAUUGUCAGAGCUAAUUUGCUCUUCAUUACAUUCCCAGGCCUGCAAAUUCAUUAAAAAUGCGAAAUAUGUAUAUGAUUCCAAGUUGGCCAUAGAGCUGAGAAAUGUUGAGGGGAUUUGUUUCUGCCUUGCACCACACUUGUGUGAAUCUCCUGUUUUUUCAUUCGAGCCCACCAGUGGGAGUAUAAAGUUAAGAUUUAUUCACUUUUGGAUGGGCUACAAUGCAGUCAAGUUGACAUCCAGUUUUGGAGUGCACAUGGCAAAAAUUCUGAUGUCUGCAGAAGACAUGGAUUCAUUUUAGCAUGGCCCAGAGAAGAGCAGACACAGUAUAUCUUAAUUGCUGUAUCCUGUGUGUGUGAGAGAGUGAAUAAGUGUGUCUGUCUGUCUCAGCAGUGAUAUCCAGAGAGUCCUCUGAUGCCCUCUUUGAACAAGUACUGCUCCCUUACCUCCACCUGAACUUUCCCCUGCUGCUGCACUCAGCCAGCAAUGCUCAGGGCACCUCAUAAAUCAUCUCAAACAAAAUGUUUUAAUCCAUAAUGGGUUUCCCCGACAGAGAAAUGUACUACUUCUGGUAGGCAAACAGAUGCUUUUCAAGCCCCCUGUGUGUAGUUGUGGCACACAGUGCCAGAAUACCCUUACAGAAACUGAAAUCGCAUAUUUUUUGUGUGAGGUUACAUUCUGACAUUUCUGUAACUACACAUACACUGCACACAACUUGGAGAGCAUUUCUGAUUUCUAUUGGCUAUCAAAACAUCGAGGGCUACUAAUCCUGUUGCUGACGCAAGCAAUUGAUUCAAAGACUGUCUCACAAAACCAUAUAAAACAUAGUGACGAAUGUUGCACUGUUGUGAGCUAUUUGUGAAAUAAACAAGUGGAACAGAGGAAAUAGUUUGUUAUAUUAAAUGGUGCGAACACCGAUAGUAUUGAUUCUGAGUUAGCAUCCUGAAAGUUUGCAAGAGGGACAUUGAGUUGGUGUUUUGUUUGGGGUUGGGAGAAGAAGAAAAAAGGCACUGACCAUGCCAUCUUUGAUGUAUUUUUAAUUCGGGUUAUUGUUCCAAACACCAACCAGGGUGAAUUAGGGAAAGGGGUAAGACCAAUAACAUUUAGUUUGUGUUGUCAUCAUUGUCACAAUGCCUCAUUUCCUCUUUAUAUAUUGGAGGCAAGCCGAUAAAUUAGGGAUCAGAGAGUGUUUUUAAUGUCACACAUAUAAAAUAUCCUCAGUGCUUACUGAUGGUUCCCCAAUAAAAACAAUGAGAGACGGCUGUAAACAGUGUGAAUUGGAAAUCGAACAAUAUGAAAUGUGUCCAUCUCUCCCUAAUCUCUGUGCUCCAGAUGGCUCUGUAUUUGGAGUGAUUUGCAAUGUCCAAUUCCAGCGGGUGUUUGCUUCCCGAGUCAAGAGGACCUGGCGAGCUUUCUGUCCCUAUAGACAUUGGCUUUGGAAACCCAGAGCGUGGACAUAUAUUGUGUAGCUUAGUCAUUCAUCACAUAGCCUAACAGACGCGGGGACACAGCAAAGGUCACUUUCCUGAGAGAUAGCUAUGGAUUUUGAGCAUUGAUGAUCAUUCUUUCAUUUAGGCUAUUGUUUCUUUUUUACUUAAGGUGUCGCGUUUCUGUUCAAUUAGGAAGGCCUAAUGCUGAUUUCAGCAGUCGGGUCAUUCGUGAACUUCGAGAUGAACACCUUCAUUUCAACUGAUAUAGGUUAUGGUCAUCUGGGUCAUAUCCUAUACUAACAGCUUGCAUCUUACACUCCAGAAACAAAACUGCCACACCUGCCAUCACACAACAACCACAAGCAAACACAUGUGACCUCAUGUGAAACCUGUUGACAAAGCCCAUUGGUUUCAAUCAAACGUUAAGUACUUUAAUUGGCUUAGCACAAUGUCCCUCAAAGAGAGUUGGCAUGAAGUCUGCCGUCUUGCCGUAAUUGAGUGGAUAAUGCUUUUUCCAACAAAUGAAUUGCGUUUGUCCCUCUGUAAUAAUUUUCUGUAUAUUUAUGUUAUACACAUUGGUUACAAAUCACCUGAUAUACUCUGUCCAUGGCUCUGGCCAGAAUGGUGCUAUAGGUCAGGAGGAUAAUUAAUCGUGUAGGACGUUUCAUUUAAGAAAUGUUUUCACAGAAUUUCCCGAUGAUUCUUAUGAAUCGCAGUAGUUAUUUAAGCAUAACUUUUAAAAUUGAAUAAAAUGGCCAGUUACAGUAGCCUUCCUCAAAGAUUAUUUUAUUUUUUCCUUUUGUGAACGCUAUUGUCGGGUGUUGCUGACCGUGAAAGCGAAGGGAGGAGCCAAGCGGCUACGCUUCGGAGUUUGGCAGUAUGCUCAGUAAGUGCUGGAACACUGUCACCGUACAGUAGGAGCCUACAGAGAGUAUGUACACACACGAUUGUCUCGCACGGAACCUCUGAGUCAAAACCUUCGGCAUUGAGCGACUAUAGAGGACGUCUUCCAAGCAGCGGUGCACUGAAGCAGCGAGUGAACUGACCACUGAAGUUUGGGCUUUUGCUGGUCCAAGGAGGCGCCCGCUCAGGAGAGUGCUGUGGUUUAUCGUGUGGUUUCUGUGUCUUGUGGAGGGACUUGGGAGAAGAAUAGCAUUGUACGAUGUGCUGAAGUCCUAAGGAUCCAUACAAGUUUUAUUCUCAUAUUUCUGGGGUGUGAGCGAAAAUAGCAGAAGCGGAAAAUGGGGCGAAAGAAGAUCCAGAUCACGCGAAUCAUGGACGAACGGAACAGACAAGUCACAUUCACUAAGAGGAAGUUUGGCCUGAUGAAGAAGGCUUAUGAGCUGAGUGUCCUGUGUGACUGUGAGAUAGCAUUGAUCAUUUUCAAUAGUGCAAACAAACUCUUCCAGUAUGCCAGCACUGACAUGGACAAAGUCUUACUGAAGUACACCGAAUACAAUGAACCCCACGAGAGCAGAACCAACGCCGACAUUGUGGAGGCGUUAAACAAGAAAGAGCACCGGGGCUGUGACAGCCCCGACCUGGAUGCCUCUUAUGUGCUCGCCCCGCACACAGAAGAGAAAUAUAAAAAAAUUAAUGAGGAGUUUGAUAAUAUGAUGAGAAAUCACAAAAUCCCAUCUGCCAUGUCACAGCAGAACUUCUCCAUGCACGUGGCUCUGCAGGGGACCAACCCCAACACCCUGGCCUACAGUCCAGGCGGUUCCCUCGGAGACACUGGGGUGCUGUCUUCGCCCCAUGGUUCCUUGCACAGGAAUAUGGGCUCCCCUGGGAUGUCUCAAAGACCCCCCAGCACAGGAACUGCAGGUUCUAUGCUGGGAGCUAGUGAUAUGCCAAUGGUGAAUGGUGCAAUAUCCAGCCAAGUUGUGAAUGGCUUUGUGGGCAAUACCAGCGGGAACAGCUUGGGGAAAGGGAUGCCGGCCAAGUCUCCAUCGCCCCCUGGUGGCAAUCUGAAUGUUAGCGGCCGUAAACCGGACCUGCGAGUGGUCACUGGCAAAGGCAUGAUGCACCAACUGUCAGAGGAGGAAGAAAUAGUGGAUAUGAACGCCCAGAGAAUAAACAGCUCCCAGACCACCCAGUCACUGGCCACCCCAGUGGUGUCCGUUAACACACCCAGUCUUCCACACCAGGGUCUGGUCUACUCCGCCAUGGCCUCCACCUACAACUCAGACUAUCAGCUAAGCAGCUCUGACCUGUCUAACCUGCAAGGCUUCAGCCCCUCGGGUGGCCUGUCUAUGGGAUCUGCACCUUCAUGGCAACACCAGCAGAUGGGCCAUGGGCCACCAAGCUCACAAGGGGGCGGGAAUCACUUACCUCAAGGUGCCAACCUGUCUGUCAGCACCAUCCAUAAUAUCAACAUCAAGUCGGAGCCCAUUUCACCUCCCCGGGAUCGCGGAGCCUCCUGUGGGGGCUCGUCCGGUUUCAUGGCCCAUCCAGCUGCUCUGGCUCAGGCUCCAGCUCCCAGGCAGGAUGUGGGCCGCUCCCCUGCCGACAGCCUGAGCUCGUCCUGCAGCUCCUAUGAGGGCAGCGACCGCGAAGAGCAUCGGCCAGACUUCCACCACAAUAAUGCUGGGCUCAGCAGAGCCCCAGGUGGGGCAGGGGGGGAAGACCAGCAGAGUCCUUCAGCCAAGCGCCUGCGCAUGGACACCUGGGUUACCUAGAGUCAGUCACUCAGGUCGGCUUGGUUCAGCCAUCUUGGAUCGCUUUGGCAGGGAGUGUUUUGUAGUUGUUGCUGUUGUUACUGGUCUUGUUAAUGUUAUCAAUACAAAUUAUAUUGUUAUUAUUAUAUAAUGAAGUUACAAUAUCAAUAUGAAUGUGUCACGUUUUUAUUUAAAUGUUAAACAAUAAGACUGUUAUUAUUAAUGUUUGAAUAGGUAUUGCUAUUUUGUACUUGAUUUACUAUUUGUUUUGAAUUAAGAUUUAUAUUUACAGAAGUAAGUAAAACUAUAUCAUGUAGGUCAUUAUUUCAGCAGGGUGCUUUUUUUGUCAAAUGAUAGAAAGGCAAUAUGCAGUGAUGUUUUAAUACUUUUGGUUUGUAUUUGAGGUGACAUUUUUUUUUUUUGUAUUUUAAAAUGACACUGUUGUUUAUAAGAAACUGUAUGUUGCUUAUGGGUGCACGACAGAUGGAUUUUUUUGCAGUUGUAUGACUGGUAUCCAUUUUGCUUCUUUUUGCAAGAUGACAUUUCUGUAAGCCAAAGGUCUAUGUUAUCAUUUAUGUUCAUAGUUCAUAGUUUUUAUAUAUUUACAUUUUAUUACUGAGACUACAACAGGUAAUUGAAGCCAUGGACAUUGAGUAUGAACACGCACACACACACACACACACACACACACACACCUGAGCCUACUUUGAUAGCUUUGUUUUUUAUAGUGUGCGUUACGUAGCUCUCAAGUCAGGUUAACAUUUGUGAAUUACUGCCAACCUUGCCAGGCUUUAACUUCAGUUUAACUUUUUUUUCAGAAGGUAAAAUUCAGACAGUGUGCGGCACUCUUGUAACAUGUAUCAUGUGCUCACAAUUACUCUGGAUUGUCUUCAGUAGCUCUUCAACACUGGUUAUGAACAAAUAGCAUCUGCUUACCAGAAGACUGUACACCUAGGCCAUCCAGCCGUCGGCUAUUUGACAGUAACCCAACUGUGGAGUGUACCGUUUAGAUGAAAAGGUACAGCACAGUACCCCAUCUUUAGUACUGUAGGACUGUAAUUAGCAACUCUGAAUAUCAAGGAGGAUAGACACGAUAGGUCUACGAAAUACUUAAACAUAGCUUUUUUUCCUUUGUAAUAGAGUGUAUAUAUUGUAAAUAUGUUAUUGUAUUGAAAGGAAUGAAUGGCAUAUUUAAAUAUUAAGUGAAAUACAGCAUAUUUAAAUCACAA